GAUAAGAAAUGGGUUCUCAAUCAUGAAGAUGUCACUUUGGGAGAAUUACUGGGCAAAGGUAAUUUUGGUGAGGUGUAUAAGGGGACAUUAAAAGAUAAAACUCCUGUUGCUGUAAAAACUUGUAAAGAAGAUCUUCCUCAGGAAUUGAAAAUAAAAUUUCUGUCAGAAGCGAGAAUACUCAAACAGUAUGAUCAUCCUAAUAUUGUAAAACUUAUAGGAGUUUGCACACAACGACAACCUAUUUAUAUUGUUAUGGAACUUGUUCCAGGAGGUGAUUUCCUGUCCUUUUUGAGAAAAAAGAAGGAUGACCUAAAAACCAAACAGUUGGUGAAAUUUUCAUUAGAUGCUGCUUCUGGUAUGGCGUAUCUUGAAUCUAAAAACUGUAUACAUAGAGACCUAGCUGCAAGGAACUGCUUGGUAGGUGAAAGCAACAUUUUGAAAAUAAGUGAUUUUGGAAUGUCCCGGCAAGAGGAUGAUGGUGUGUACUCAUCGUCAGGCUUAAAGCAGAUUCCUAUCAAGUGGACUGCUCCAGAAGCUCUCAACUAUGGGAGAUACACGUCUGAGAGUGAUGUAUGGAGUUUUGGAAUCCUUUUGUGGGAGACCUUCAGUUUAGGAGUGUGUCCGUACCCUGGAAUGACCAACCAGCAAGCACGAGAACAAGUCGAGAAAGGUUACCGAAUGUCAGCACCACAAAAAUGUCCAGAAGAAAUACAUAAAAUAAUGCAGAGGUGCUGGGACUACAAACCAGAAAACAGGCCAAAAUUCAGUGAGAUUCAGAAAGAGCUGUCUUCAAUCAAAAAGAAAGUGACAUAG
This is a messenger RNA of Nestor notabilis (Kea), 813 nucleotides long. Its product is annotated as tyrosine-protein kinase Fer-like. The record is from RefSeq and is a predicted model, not a curated record. Lineage: Eukaryota; Metazoa; Chordata; Aves; Psittaciformes; Psittacidae. Gene Ontology annotation, molecular function: protein tyrosine kinase activity; ATP binding. Gene Ontology annotation, biological process: cell adhesion; protein phosphorylation; chemotaxis. The transcript has 7 exons. The annotation marks the transcript as partial.